CUUUUUGUGCCAUCAUUUCAUCUGACAUGGCCACCGCAUAGGAAUCUGGUGCCGCGGCGACCGUCAGCUCGGCAACGAGGACAAGGGAGACAGAGAGCUGGACAGAGGGACGUUCAGAGAAACGGAGCGAGGGAUGGCGGUGGAGGAGAAGCCGGGUGUGAAGAGCAGCAGCUCCAUCGUCCCCUGCUUCCUGUUUGUGGAGCUGGUGAUCAUGGCCGGGACGGUGCUGCUGGCGUACUACUUUGAGUACACGGACACGUUCCCCGUGCACGUCCAGGGCUUCUUCUGCUACGACAAGAGCUUCUCCAAGCCCUACCCGGGGCCCGACGACACCAGCAAGAUCCCCCCGGUGCUCAUCUACUCGCUCGUCACGGCCAUCCCCAGCCUCACGAUAGUCGUCGGCGAGCUGUGCGCCUUCUUCACCAAGGCCGAGGGAACCCAGGAGAGGACCAUCGUCACCGCAGACUGCUGCCACUUCAACCCCCUGCUGAGACGCGUCGUCCGCUUCCUCGGCGUCUACGCCUUCGGCCUGUUCACCACCACCAUCUUCGCCAACGCCGGCCAGGUGGUGACGGGGAACCAGACGCCCCACUUCCUGUCGGCCUGCCGGCCCAACUACACGGCGCUGGGCUGCCAGUCCACCAUGCAGUACAUCGCCGAGCGCCGCGCCUGCACGGGCAACCCGCUGGUCGUCAUGUCGGCGAGGAAGUCCUUCCCGUCCAAGGACGCGGCGCUGAGCGUCUACUCGGCCGUGUUCUCCGUGAUGUACGUGACGCUGGUGUUCAAGACCAAAGGCACGCGGCUCACCAAGCCCACCAUCAGCCUCACCCUGUUCUGCCUGGCCAUGCUGGUGGGCGUGGUCCGCGUGGCCGAGUACCGCAACCACUGGGCCGACGUGCUGGCGGGGUUCUUCACCGGGGCAGCCAUCGCUGUGUUUUUGGUGACCUGCGUGAUCAACAACUUCCAGCGGACGCUGCCGGGUCCUCCUCCGCCGCGCCCCCAGCGGCCCGAGUCCGUGCUGGGCAUGCCGAUGGUGACGCUGCCCUGCGUGGAGAGUCCACUCGAAAAGUUAAGUGGCCCUCAGACUCAGCGGGGAUCUCCGUUCACCGAGGUCACGUGACCAUCAGCCCUAUCGGUUCCCCGCCACCCCCGAUGUCCUCAUACCGUCUCGCUCCAUUUCCAGCGAAGUCUAGACCGGCCGGAGGAGCACUCGCCGCGCUGCGCCGCCCACCCGGCCGGGCGCCACGCGGCGCUGCACCGCGCCUACUCCACGCAGGUCUAGACGAUGGAGUGCACACACACACACACACACACACAGACACACACAGA
Molecule: messenger RNA, 1329 nt
Organism: Pseudoliparis swirei
Lineage: Eukaryota; Metazoa; Chordata; Actinopteri; Perciformes; Liparidae
Gene: plppr2a
Product: phospholipid phosphatase related 2a
Exons: 8
Coding region: 134-1120 (328 amino acids)
Biological process (GO): phospholipid metabolic process; signal transduction; phospholipid dephosphorylation
Molecular function (GO): phosphatidate phosphatase activity
Source: RefSeq, a predicted model, not a curated record